This is a messenger RNA of Anopheles marshallii, 1332 nucleotides long. RefSeq names its product battenin (gene Cln3). The record is from RefSeq and is a predicted model, not a curated record. Gene Ontology annotation, cellular component: membrane; lysosome. Gene Ontology annotation, biological process: lysosome organization; regulation of intracellular pH. Lineage: Eukaryota; Metazoa; Arthropoda; Insecta; Diptera; Culicidae. The transcript has 5 exons. The coding region runs from base 1 to 1332 and encodes 443 amino acids.
AUGACCGAUAUCGGUGAAACAUCGUCGCCGUCGGUAGUGCCGCUGACGGAAGACGAUCCGGAACAGGCGCCACCGAAAGACAAAGGUCUGUGGCGCGAUCUGGUGGCCUACUGGAUACUGGGACUGUGCAAUAACUACGGGUAUGUGGUGAUGUUGACCGCUGCGCACGAUAUUCUCAAGGAACUGGAGGGAGAAGAUCACGCCAAGAGUGCAAUGUUGACCGACUACGGCGUAGCGAACACCACGGCACGGGCCGAUGACGUUACCUUCGGCUAUGAGGCACGUCCGUGCAACAAGCUCUCGACCGGUGCAAUUCUCCUGGCGGACAUUCUGCCGGGCCUGGCCGUCAAAUCGAUUGCAUCGUUCCUUCCGCUGGCGAAACAUGUUCGAAUUUUCCUGUGCGUCGCGGCAGCUGCUGCUGGCUUUCUACUGACAGCGUUUGCCACCGUCGAAUGGGUGCUGUUCGUCGGCGUGAUAGCGACCUCCUUCUCGUCCGGUCUCGGCGAAGCCACGUUCCUCGCGUAUGCGACGUAUUUCAACAAGAACGUCAUCUCCACCUGGUCUUCUGGGACGGGCGGUGCCGGUAUUGCCGGGUCGCUUUCCUACACCGGGCUGACGGAGCUCGGUCUAACGCCAAAGACUACCAUACUCAUUAUGCUCGUCGUGCCGGCCCUGGAAGCGGCCGCGUUUUGGUUGCUCCUGCGCCACAAGAACACGGACAAAGCGGCCGAACCGGAGGAGGCGAAGGAAAAACCGGAAGAGAUCGACUACAACACGCUGCCAGAGGAUGAGCGACCGCUGGAGACCUGGCAGCAACGCAUCCGUUACAUUCCGUCGCUGUUCAUCUACAUGAUUCCUUUGGUACUGGUGUAUCUGCUGGAGUACUAUAUCAACCAGGGGCUGUUUGAGCUGCUGUACUUCCCGGGCAUCUGGCUGUCCCAGUCGGGACAGUACCGUUGGUACCAGGUGAUCUAUCAGAUCGGUGUGUUCAUAUCGCGCUCAUCGGUCAACCUCAUCCAGUUCCGGCACGUAUGGAUAAUGGCGGUGUUCCAGUUCCUGAACGUGGUGUACUUCACCUUCGAGGCGGUGUACUUCUUCACACCGUCGAUCUGGAUCAUCUUCGUGCUGAUACUGUGGGAGGGUCUGCUGGGCGGUGGCGGCUACGUCAACACGUUCUAUCGCAUCCAAAACGAUGUGCCGGCCGCAAGGCGUGAGUACGCGAUGAUGGUCACGUCCAUCUCGGACUCGGUCGGUAUUGCGCUGGCCGGUGUCGCUGCCAUACCGUCGCACAAUGCGAUCUGUGAUCUGCCGGUGCCCGAUCGGUUGCUCUAG